Molecule: messenger RNA, 459 nt
Organism: Ostrinia furnacalis (Asian corn borer)
Lineage: Eukaryota; Metazoa; Arthropoda; Insecta; Lepidoptera; Crambidae
Product: chorion class CB protein M5H4-like
Exons: 2
Coding region: 1-459 (152 amino acids)
Biological process (GO): multicellular organism development; chorion-containing eggshell formation
Cellular component (GO): egg chorion
Molecular function (GO): structural constituent of egg chorion
Source: RefSeq, a predicted model, not a curated record
AUGCCUCUGGCAGUGCUUACGCCUCUGGCUCUGGCAGUGCUUAUGGCUCUGGCAGCGCUUAUGCCUCUGGCUCUGGCCUCGCUGUUGGCGGCGGCAGUGCUUACGGCUCUGGGCUCGCUGUGGGUGGACUUGGCCUUUCAAGCGGUCUUGGACUCUCAAGCGGACUUGGCCUCUCAAGUGGACUUGAUUGGCAGCGGAAAUUCUGGCUACAGCGUCGUGUCUGGCGGUCCUUUGGCUGUCACUGCCAUCUCCCCCAUCGGUCCCAGCGGUCUUGCCGUCGCUUCUGAGAACGCCAUCGAAGGAAACCUGCUGGUGACCGGUCAGUUGCCGUUCCUGAGCGCUGUGGCCUUCGAAGGCGCCCUGCCCACUGCUGGGUCUGGUGUGGCCACUUGUGGAUGCGGCAGUGGACAGGUUGGCAUCGUUAGCGAAGGUUUCGGCCGCCCCUCCAUCUACUACUGA